Molecule: messenger RNA, 2043 nt
Organism: Cryptococcus wingfieldii CBS 7118
Lineage: Eukaryota; Fungi; Basidiomycota; Tremellomycetes; Tremellales; Cryptococcaceae
Exons: 12
Coding region: 1-2043 (680 amino acids)
Biological process (GO): amine metabolic process
Molecular function (GO): copper ion binding; primary methylamine oxidase activity; quinone binding
Source: RefSeq, a predicted model, not a curated record
AUGUCUGCCCCCCACCCCCUCGAUCCCGCCAGCCCUCAAGAGCUCACCGCCGCCAUCGACCUCAUCAAGGCGCUCUACGAUGUUCCCAUCCACUUCAAGGUCGCAGGUCUUGAGGAGCCUCCCAAGGAGGUCAUGAAGAAGUACCUUACUGCCGAGCGCGCCGGUACUCCUAUCGCCCCUCCCAACAGAUUGAUCUUCAUGAUGUACUACAUCAAGAACACUCCCCGACUGUUUGAGGCCACCAUCGAUGUCACUGACGGGAAAAUCGAUCACAACAAGGAGAUGUCCCGCGACCACUACGCCCCUGUCGACCGUGUGGAGCACAACGAGGCUGCUGAAGUCGCUCUCAACGACCCCCUUGUCAAGAAGGAGCUCGAGCGUUGCCAGAUUGGCGACAGCGUAGUUGUCUGUGACCCUUGGGACUAUGGAAAGGACGAAUUCGAUUCGAACAGGCGUCUCAGCCAGAUCUUCUUCUACACUAGAAACCCCAAGAACAAUGACCCCGACUCCAACCACUAUGCUUUCCCUCUCGACUUUAUGGCCAUCAUCGACCUUGUGCAGAUGAAGAUCGUCAAGAUUUGUCACAUCCCUAUCGGCGCUGAACCCAUCGCUACUCCUCACAAUGGUCCCAGAAUCCUUGGUGAGCCCAUCGAGCCCGAGUACGACCACCGCCUCCAGAGCAAGCCAGCCAGGACCACCAUGAAGCCUUUGCAGGUUGUCCAGCCCGAGGGAGCCAGCUUCAAGCUCACUGGUAGACUCAUCGAGUGGGAGAAGUGGAGGUUCAGGGUGGGAUUCAACUGGCGAGAGGGUAUGAUCCUCUACGACGUCACUUUGGAUGGCCGACCAGUCUUUUUCCGACUCUCCCUUUCCGAGAUGUUUGUCCCCUACGGUGACCCCCGAGACCCUCUCCACCGAAAGGGCGCCUUCGACCUCGGAAACGUCGGCGCCGGAGCCACUGCCAACGACCUUUCCUUGGGCUGUGACUGCUUGGGUACCAUCGCUUACCUCGACGGUCACAUCAUUCACGCCAGGGGCGAAGUCGUGCCGAAGAACAACUGUGUCUGCAUUCACGAGAUCGACUCUGGUAUCCAGUGGAAGCACACGAACCACCGGACUGGUAAGGCAUCUGUUGUGAGAAAGAGGCAGCUCCAGCUUCAGACAAUCUUGACUGUCGCCAACUACGAGUACAUCUUCUACUGGACCUUUGACCAAUCUGGAGAGAUCGAAUUUGAGACCCGUGCCACCGGUAUCCUCUCCACCACUCCCAUCGACCCCAAGUGCACCGACAAGGUCAACUUUGCCACCCGUGUCGGCGACGGUGUCCUUGCCCCGUACCACCAGCACAUCUUCAACCUUCGUAUCGACCCCUCCAUCGACGGCUACUCCAACACCGUCUCCUACGUCGACUCUCUGCCGAUGCCUGAAGACAAGAACCUGAACCCCUUUGGGACUGGGUACUACACUGAAGAGACCAAGAUCACGAAGUCUGGUACCCUCAAGACUGACCCCUUCAAGGCAAGGAUCAUCAAGAUCAGUAACCCUGACAAGAUCAACCCUGUCUCUUUGACACCUAUUGCCUACAAGCUUGUUCCUAUCAGCUCGCAGGGUCUUUUGGCUGCGAAGGGCUCUUGGCACGACAAGCGAUCGCACUUUGGCGAUGCCCCCAUCUGGGUCACCAAGUACAAGGACCGCGAGCUCUACCCCUCGGGUGACUACACCUGCCAGUCUGAUGGUACUGAGGGUAUUCGUGAAUGGGUCGCCCGCGAAGAUGCUGUGGAGAACCACGAUGUCGUUCUGUGGCACACUUAUACCUUUACGCACAACCCUAGGCCUGAGGAUUUCCCUAUCAUGCCCGCCGAGAGUGUCAAGAUCAUGUUGAAGCCUUCUGGGUUCUUCAACUACAACCCUUCGCUGGACGUUCCCCUAUCCACCCAGGCUAUCAACCAGAGUGUCAAAUACGACCCCACUCUUCAAGUCGGCGCGGACGGGGCUGUCAAUGGUGACACGGUCAAGGUGAACGGCGGCAGCUGCUGCACCAAGUAA